This is a messenger RNA of Saprolegnia diclina VS20, 1062 nucleotides long. RefSeq lists its product as hypothetical. Gene Ontology annotation, cellular component: Golgi membrane. Gene Ontology annotation, biological process: pyrimidine nucleotide-sugar transmembrane transport. The transcript has a single exon. Gene Ontology annotation, molecular function: UDP-galactose transmembrane transporter activity. The record is from RefSeq and is a predicted model, not a curated record. The coding region runs from base 1 to 1062 and encodes 353 amino acids. NCBI's taxonomy places the organism in Eukaryota, Oomycota, Saprolegniomycetes, Saprolegniales, Saprolegniaceae.
AUGGUCGACCUCAAGGUGCUCUCGUUCGUGCUGCUCGUGGUCCAGAACACGCUGCUUGGCAUCGUCACCAAGUACUCGCGGGCCACCAAGUACAAUGCGACGUCCGCCGUCCUCCUCAUCGAGCUCCUCAAACUCGUGCUCUGCUUCAUCAUGGUCGUCGUGACCAAAGGCAGCGUCGGCGAUGCGCUGCGCAGCAUCCGGCUCGAGGUGCUCGGCGACGUCGCGGGCUUCAAGAAGAUGGUCUUCCUCGCGCUCUUGUAUGCAUUCCAGAACACGGUCGCGCUACUCUCGUACGACCACGUUGACGUUGCCACGUAUAACAUUGUCUACCAGCUCAAGAUCGUAACCACGGCCUUCUUCAUGGUGCUGCUCCUCAAGCGCAGCUUCAACAAUGUGCAGUGGAUCGCAAUGGUGACGCUCAUGGUCGGCGUCGCGAUCUGCUCGGCGGCGAAAGGUGCGAGCUCGAGCAAGUCGUCGUCGAUGUUUGGCGUCUGCAUGGUCGUCGGUCUUGCCGUCAACUCGGGCGUCGCGGCCGCGUACUUUGAGAAGGUUCUCAAGAGCCACCAGCCGCACAAGACGUUUGCGAACCCGAUCGACCCGCUCUGGAAGACCAACAUCCAGCUCGCCGCCGUCUCGGUCGCUGCGACCAUGUGCGGCGUCGUGUACGCGGCCACCACGGAGCCGCGCUUUGCCUUCUUCGAGGGCUACAACCCGUUUACGUUUGGCGUUGUCCUCCUCCAGGCGUUCGGCGGGCUCAUCAUCGCCGCAGUCGUGCGCUACUCGGACAACAUCGUCAAGAACUUUGGCACCGCGCUCUCACUCGUACUGAGCUGCCUCCUCUCCAACUACCUCUUUUCCGAGACGCCGGCCCCGGUGUUCUACCUCGGUGUCCUCCUCGUCGUCGGCUCGGUCUUUGUCUACGGCGACAAGCGCUUCCACGGUGCGCCGACGUCGGCGGUGGACGCCAAGCCGGCGCACAGCGUUCAGAUCGACGUACACCAGCGCAAGUCGUCGGUGGAUGCGGGCGAAGAAGACGCGUUCUUGAACCAGCGUUCGCGAUAA